AUGUAUGAUAUUGUGAUUGAAUAUGCACCCCAACUAAAUAUGGAAGAAGCGUUUACAAUGAUGACAAAAGAUUCGAGGUGGAAAGAAGUUGCUGUGCAAAUAAAAUGUGAACUAAAUUUCUGUUUGAAAGCGGAAAUAGCACCAGAUUUCUUCCACAAACUCAUAUCGCUUGAUCUCAAACAACCAGAUAUUUUGAAAAGCGAUGAUUUUAAACUUUUGGUCAAGUACGCGGUCAAUUUUUAUUUUCUCCAUCCCAAUAUCGUUGGAAACCAACCCGUGUUGACAAUUCUGAAAAAAGCUGCACAGACAGACACAGAGACUUUGAUCAAGCGUUUAGAGCAGGCAACUAAUAUCGAAGCCAUAACGCCGUCGAAUCGCCUAGUUGAUUUAUUAAAAAAUAUUCUGGCCAAAGAAGACAAACUGAAAUGGGCAUGGUUCCGUUAUGCCUCCACGCUCGACUGCCAGCCUCUAAAUUGGAAUACAGCUACCAUGUUGAGUACCAUUUAUUCCGAAGAGGAGCUGGACUCUGCUGUUGUUGAAGUAUCUUCCGAAGUCAAGGAUAGCCCUGAAUUUAAAGUGUUUCUCGUUGCGUUAGAGGAUGAUUCGAACGAUGCACUACAAAAGUGCGCUAAGUGA
Molecule: messenger RNA, 636 nt
Organism: Plasmopara halstedii
Lineage: Eukaryota; Oomycota; Peronosporomycetes; Peronosporales; Peronosporaceae
Exons: 1
Coding region: 1-636 (211 amino acids)
Source: RefSeq, a predicted model, not a curated record